This is a messenger RNA of Myotis davidii, 622 nucleotides long. RefSeq names its product S100 calcium binding protein A1 (gene S100A1). The transcript is spliced from 3 exons. Lineage: Eukaryota; Metazoa; Chordata; Mammalia; Chiroptera; Vespertilionidae. Gene Ontology annotation, biological process: regulation of heart contraction. The record is from RefSeq and is a predicted model, not a curated record. Gene Ontology annotation, molecular function: S100 protein binding; calcium ion binding. The coding region runs from base 154 to 438 and encodes 94 amino acids. Gene Ontology annotation, cellular component: sarcoplasmic reticulum.
GUGGAGCCGAUGGAGGGGGGUCAGUGGGGAAGGAGGACUGAAGACAGGUCUCCCCACACAGCUCCAGGAGCCACAGUCGCAGCCUUGUCCGUCUGUCUGGAACCUGCUCCCGCCUCAGGCCCAGCUGACAGGGGUGGGUAGGUGAGCUGCACAAUGGGUUCUGAGCUGGAGACGGCGAUGGAGACUCUCAUCAAUGUGUUCCAUGCCCACUCGGGCAAGGAGGGGGACAAGUACAAGCUGAACAAGAAGGAGCUGAAAGAGCUGCUGCAGACCGAACUCUCUGGCUUCCUGGACGCCCAGAAGGAUGCGGAGGCUGUGGACAAGGUGAUGAAGGAGCUGGAUGAGAACGGAGAUGGGGAGGUGGACUUCCAGGAGUACGUGGUGCUGGUGGCUGCCCUCACGGUGGCCUGUAACAACUUCUUCUGGGAGAACAGUUGAGCAGACAGCCCCAGCGGGCCGCGCCCUUCCCCUCUGCCCUGCCAUACCUGCCCCUACACCCUGCUUUCCUUCGUCCCCACCUUCCCCUCCCCAUAGUCCCACCUUUGCCCACCCUCCAACAAGGGCGCAAGAGUAGUGGGCCAGACCUGCAACUCGUCUUUCAUUAAAGGCUUCUCUCUCAACA